Molecule: messenger RNA, 936 nt
Organism: Truncatella angustata
Lineage: Eukaryota; Fungi; Ascomycota; Sordariomycetes; Amphisphaeriales; Sporocadaceae
Exons: 1
Coding region: 1-936 (311 amino acids)
Source: RefSeq, a predicted model, not a curated record
AUGCCUCCAAUGCAAGUUUCCAAAGAUGAGGUCUUUGUGGUCUCGUCUUUUAUCUGGGUCGAUGACGAUCAGCUAGAGGGCCUCCAGCCGGUUGAGGUCUAUACGACUCUGGCCGCUGCUAACGUUGCAGCCAGGGCUAUUUUGGUGCGCCACGCUGAGAGGUGUGACUCUAAAGGCGAUGCUGACCUGUACAAAUACUCCCACAAUGAAGAUGGCAAUGGGUUUUACUAUGGGUCUGUUGGAGGUGGGGCUGGUAUUCACAAGAUUGCGACGGUCAGGGUUUCUAAGUCUCUCAUCAGUAACGCGUCGAGCGCUGGACCGCCUGCUCGCGAGGCUGCCAAGGCCAUCAAGACAGAGGUUGAAGAGGAUGAUGAAGUGAAGAACGAGAAGAAGAAGGAGGAGGUGGAAGACGACAGUGAAGUCAAGAAAGAGGUGGACGACGAUGAAGAAAAGCCCAAGAGGCUGACUCGAAAAGCGCCACCCAAAACAGCUGUAAACAUACAGACGCAUCGUAAGAAGAUACCUGAGGGCAUGCCCGAUUGCUUGGCGGGGCUAAAGCUCCUGUUCACCGGCACAUUCGAGACCAUGGACAGGAAGACAUCGAUUGCCACCGCGAACAAAUAUGGAGCCGAAGUUAUAAGCAAGCUCGAAGACACGGAUUACAUCGUCAUAGGAACACGAGCCGGUCCCGCCAAACUCAAGAAGAUCAAUGAACUGGAGCUGGAGACUAUCAGCGAGGAGGAGUUCUUUCAGAUUCUUGAGAAUGGUCUGUCUGGAGAGAAGAGGACACGUAUGAUAAACCGUAGAUUGGCAGACGAAGAAGAGGGCCCAGAGGAGGAUGAUGAGGAGGAGGAGGAGGAGGAGGAGGAGGAAAAGAAGCCGAGAAAAAGAGCUGCACCUCAUGCGGGCCCAGCAAAGAAAAGAGCUCGGAGAUAG